AUGCAGUCAAUGUGUGUUUUUGCUAUUCCUUAGUUCCAUUUUUUAACUAGCUUGUUUAGCUUAAUUUAUUUAGUUUUGCAAAUAGAAAAGUAAUAAAUUUACUUAUAUAAGCUCUUCUGAAUAAUGGUUAUCUAUUAUAUUUGCUGUCCUAUAAUUUAUAACUUGUUUAGUGAUUUUAGGGCUAUCAUACACCAGACCAAAGCAUAAAAUGAAGAAAACUUAUAUAAUAUGCUUAGUUUGUCUGUUUUUAGGAAUUUCACUUUAUUUACUUAUAGUGAAUUUUCAAAAAGACUGUUUAGUUCUAAUUAUUUUAUAAAUGUUAUCAGUAGGGAUGAUAUCUUCGUUGUUGAUAUUACCCAAUAAACUGAUUGGCAUUGUAAUAUAAAUUUAAAUUUACGUAGUGGCAGUUGGUUUGGACUUAAUGUCUCUUUAUUUAUAGUAUUGAUUUGGAUUUAAUUUAGUUAUUUUAUGAGUAAAUUUAAUUUAAACAGAGCUAUUUCUGUGGUAGGUUCAGGAGGAAUGGAAAUUAUCACUUUAGUGUUAUGUAUAAUAUGUUAAAGAAAUCCACAGAAUAGAUUGGCUGAUGAAGUACAUUUAAUUAUAGGGUUCUAUAUAUUUUGUGAACUAUUCGUUAGUUGUACAUUUAUAGCAGAAUGUAUAGAUGUAAAUUAAAAAUUAAUUGAUUUAGUAAAAUAUGAACAUUUAUUUAAUUGGAUUAACAAUUUUGAAAAUUUCGAACAUGUUUUUGGAUUUGAUAUUGUAUUCAUUUGUGAAACUGAACUACCCUGAAAAUUAAAUAAAACCAGGGAGAGUCGAUAUUGAGAAUCCUCCUUAAAAGAUGGAUUUAAGAAGUGUAGCAACAAGAGAGACACUAAGCGAAUAUUCAACAAUUUAGUAGAAAAAUGCUUAGGAAUCUAAUGGGGUUGUUAGAAAGGCUUGUCCAUCGAUUUAAUGGAUUUAGUAUUUACUUAAAAUAUAUUGA
This is a messenger RNA of Paramecium sonneborni, 982 nucleotides long. The record is from the annotation of a GenBank genome assembly. Lineage: Eukaryota; Ciliophora; Oligohymenophorea; Peniculida; Parameciidae.